GAAUCGACAACAGAAAGGGGACGUCAAAAGGAGCCGAGCACCCAAAACACUGAGUGCAGAUCAAACGGAGAGUCUGAGGAGAGGAGAAACGUGGGGAAACUGGGGCACAUGCACAUUAGUGAAACUCAGUGAAAUUUAGGAAGCAUGUGAGAGCUAAGACGGAAAAAGUGCUGAUGUCGGAAGUGUGCACCCUCCCAGGUCCUGAGCGUGACCCCCCCGCCACCCAUCCCUCCACCUCGUUCAUGCUUCAUCUGUGCCCCAUCUCCUUCUCCGUGCUCUGACCCUGUCCCCUCCUCCUUUACCCUCCUCUCCUUUUCUCUCUCUCAUGCCAUCCCUCGCGCACGGUUUCCCACAGUCAGACCAGGGAGAGCGCAGCGCCUGGAUCGCGUCUCUGCUUCUCUCUGCUUCCCUUUUCCUUCCUCUGCCAACCCUCUGCAAGCACGCUCUCUCUCUGUCUCUCUGGUUUCCUCUCCGUGGCUAAAAUCCCUCAGCUCGACAUCAGAGGCAAGACGCAAGAGAAGAGAGAACCAAUGAGGGACUAAAUUGAGGAUCCAAAGAAGAACUGAGGAGUCCUUCUUCUUGUCAGGAUUUUGGCUGCUCUGCAGUCAGUCUUCUGAGAGGAAAGACUGAAGAUGGGAAGCUCAAUCUGAGCACAGAAAGAAAGAGAAAAGGACUAUUUUGCCUAAAAGAACAAAUGAUGAAGAUGGAGCUUCUGCAAGUGAACAAAUAAGGACUUAAUCCACACACAGGAAAACUGCGAAGAACUCCAAAAGUAACAGGAACAGAAGAAAAUAGGCGGGGGAAAAAAGGAAAGAGACUCCGACAAACCAACAUAUUUUAGAAGAUCUGCCUGACGGAAUUGAGGUUCUCCUGUCAGUUUUCUUUUUUUCUCCUCAACUGUUUUCCUACGAGUUUGCCUGAAGCUCAGCCAUGCAGGUGUCCAUCGCCUGUACGGACCACAACCUGAAGAGGGGCAAUGGGGACCACAGCAAGCAGAGCGCCACCAGCCCCAAUGUGGUGAACCAGGCCAGGGCCAAGUUCCGCACUGUGGCCAUCAUUGCCCGUAGCUUUGGCUCCUUCACUCCCCGACACAUCUCCCUGAAGGAGUCGACCGGCAAACACACUGGCAUGAAGUACAGGAACCUUGGGAAGUCUGGGCUCAGAGUGUCGUGCUUGGGACUAGGUACAUGGGUGACAUUUGGAGGACAGAUAACAGACGAGGUUGCAGAGCAGCUAAUGACCAUCGCCUAUGAGAGCGGAGUCAACUUGUUUGACACAGCUGAGGUUUACGCAGGCGGCAGGGCCGAAAUCAUUCUAGGAAACAUCAUCAAGAAGAAAUGCUGGAGGCGGUCCAGCUUGGUGAUCACAACUAAGCUUUACUGGGGAGGAAAAGCCGAGACAGAAAGAGGAUUGUCGAGAAAACACAUUAUCGAAGGUCUGAAAGGUUCCCUACAAAGGAUGCAGAUGGAGUACGUAGACGUGGUUUUUGCCAACCGCCCAGACAGCAACACUCCUAUGGAGGAAAUUGUUCGAGCGAUGACCUAUGUGAUAAACCAAGGCAUGGCCAUGUAUUGGGGAACGUCCCGGUGGACAGCCAUGGAGAUCAUGGAGGCGUAUUCGGUGGCACGGCAGUUUAAUUUGAUCCCUCCGGUGUGCGAACAGGCAGAAUAUCACCUCUUUCAGAGAGAGAAAGUGGAGGUGCAACUCCCUGAACUUUAUCACAAAAUAGGAGUCGGAGCGAUGACUUGGUCACCGCUAGCGUGUGGCAUCAUUACGGGAAAAUAUGAGAACGGCAUCCCGGAAUCAUCAAGGGCCUCAAUGAAGUCGUAUCAGUGGCUGAAGGAGAAAAUAGUAAGCGAGGAUGGAAGAAAGCAGCAAGCUAAGCUGAAGGAGCUAAACCACAUUGCAGAGAAGCUGGGCUGCACGCUGCCUCAGCUGGCUGUGGCAUGGUGUUUAAGAAACGAAGGAGUGAGCUCAGUCCUUCUGGGAACAUCCAACCCUGAGCAGCUUACGGAGAACCUCGGCGCCAUCCAGGUCCUCCCUAAGAUGACCUCUCACAUCGUGUCGGACAUUGACCACAUCCUUGGCAACAGACCAUACAGUAAGAAGGACUACCGCUCUUAGAGACGACAAGGUGCAGGCUGAUGGACCGACAAGAGGUCUACUGACGACUACCCAACUUCAGCUACACCUUGAACCCUCCUUGGUUCAGAGUUCAGAUCCACAGCUCUCUCCUUGGAUGUGCCUAACCAGCCACAGACCACUCUAGCCGGAAAUGGCCAACCUUGCUACAUCCGAGCAUUGCAUUCUGUAACUAUCUUCAGUCGAGACUUACGGUUCGAUCAGCUCUACCGCGUUCAUCUCAGGUGCAGUCCAGCUCAGCCAAGAAAAGCUCAGACUUUCCAUGGCCUCAACCGCAGCUUAGUCGAUCAAAACUUUCCGCCACCAAUCAGAGGCAUUUGCUACUCGGCUAGCGUGCAAAGAUACAGAAAUAGAACUAUGCAGAGAUCAGAGUAGCUCAGAUCCAACCGCAUGCUUAAAUUAUUGAAACACUAGACCCACUGUUAGAAAAGGUUAAAGUUCUGAUACACAUUUAUGUUGAGACUUUAACAUGUUCACUGCUACAUCUCAUUUUUAGAGAUACUAGACUUGUCAUUAACUCCAGCUGUUUCAUGAAGACAAAGAGGCAUUGCAGAGCUAUUUAAAAUUAAAGUGCCUUUUUUAAGUGCACCUUGAUAACUCAUCAGAAAACAUAUAAGGCUUGUAAUAACAACUCAUUUAAGCACAAAAUUCAUAUUGUUUCGCAGCAGAGUACUCCAGUAGAGGCACCUUAUGUAUAGAAAUUAGACAAACCUCAAAUGAGUAGAGACCUCAGAUGCAUGCUGAACAAAUCCCUUAUUCAGACCUUUUAUUAAUAUGCUGAGCAGCGUAGCAAAAUAAAUUACCAUAAGCGCUUCAAACUCUCACCUCCUUUGUCAGAGGUGCCUACUAAAGUCUGGGAUGAAACAUCUUCCAGUCUUUACAAACAACAAGGUGACUCCCUCACACUUCCUGCAAAAACGAGCUUUAUGAAUAUAGAUAGGACCUCGACACUCA
This is a messenger RNA of Poecilia latipinna (sailfin molly), 3096 nucleotides long. RefSeq names its product potassium voltage-gated channel subfamily A regulatory beta subunit 1a (gene kcnab1a). Gene Ontology annotation, biological process: regulation of potassium ion transmembrane transport; transmembrane transport; potassium ion transport. The transcript is spliced from 14 exons. Gene Ontology annotation, molecular function: transmembrane transporter binding; voltage-gated potassium channel activity; potassium channel regulator activity. NCBI's taxonomy places the organism in Eukaryota, Metazoa, Chordata, Actinopteri, Cyprinodontiformes, Poeciliidae. Gene Ontology annotation, cellular component: membrane; cytoplasm; voltage-gated potassium channel complex. The coding region runs from base 931 to 2124 and encodes 397 amino acids. The record is from RefSeq and is a predicted model, not a curated record.